This is a messenger RNA of Ectocarpus sp. CCAP 1310/34, 2382 nucleotides long. The record is from the annotation of a GenBank genome assembly. Lineage: Eukaryota; Phaeophyceae; Ectocarpales; Ectocarpaceae.
AUGAAGAGGCUGAGGUGCUACUGUUGUUGGGUACCUCAUGUCGGUGGCUGUCUCCUGGAGCACUGUUUACACCCACCUCCACUACUGCCGUUCAAGCAUCACCAGAUCCCCCGCUGCGCGUGCAUUGGCGCGCACAGCGACAGGUGCAGCGUCGUUGGUGUACCCAUCACUACACAAAAACGACGACAGGCAGCAGCAGGAGGCACACUUGAGGUUGGCACACGUAUGGCUCGGCGCACACGAUUCGGGUUUUGUGCUGUGAAGAAGGAAGAGCUCGAUGACGAGCUAUUCGGCACUGACACCCCGCCAUCGACGGGGACAUGCGCUAUCAAAGGCGAGCUCAAGUCAUCGAUCAGGCGCCAAACGCCGAACACAAAUCGAGGCGGCUCGAAGACACCCGCAACCUCCGCCGGAGGCAGCGGUCGUGAGCCCCCCGAGACGUCUCGCUAUUUUGAUUCUUCCCUUCCUGUGAGGGGGAGGAAACGGAAGGUGGCAGCAAGUGUCACCGGCCCCGCCGAAGGUAGCUGUACGACGGGCAGCAAGAGCAGGCGCCAUCGAGGUACUGGCGAUGGUACCGGAAAAGCUUCGAAGCUGUCUGCCACUUCCCCAAGCGCGACAACUGGCUUCUGCGCUGUCGGUGCCCGGCGCCGGAGUAGCCGCACACUCAACGCCGUGAAGAAAGAGGAGCUGACGAGCGCGCUCGAACUCCCAGAGCCAUCUCCGUCAGAUGCCAAGAGGAGGACGAAGGGCGAUACCUCCACGAUCGGGGAUUGCAAACCCCUCAGGAGGCGGGCUGCCGUCGCUGCGAAGGGCGAGGUUUGUGUGCAGGCGUCCGAGGAGGGCAAGGGGAAGAAGAAGGCCCGGACGAAGGCCAAAGCCAAUAUCGAAAAGAGGGGAGAGGUUCGGGAAAGGGCUAUUCCGCCGCGCUUGGCGGAGAAGGCGGCGCUGAUAAUCCAGAUUAUGGACAAGCUUUACCCGGACCCGCCCAUUCCGAUCAACCACCUGGAUAGCUUCACGUUGCUUUGCGGGGUGCUACUCUCUGCUCAGACCACCGAUGCUCAGGUAAACCUGGUGACGCAGGAGUUGUUCAGGGUGGCGCCGAAUCCGCAGUCCUUGUCCAAGAUGGCACAGGAGGAUCUGCAACAGAUCAUCAGAUCCGUUGGACUUGCACCCACCAAGGCGAAGCAUCUAAUCGCGCUGUCGCAGCAGAUUCUAGACCGCUUCGACGGCAAGGUUCCCCAGACCUUCGAGGGCCUCCAGAGCCUGCCCGGCGUCGGGCGCAAAACUGCUGCGGUGGUGAUGGUCCAGGCCUUCAACACCCCUGCCUUUCCUGUGGACACACACAUUCACCGAUUGGCCCUUCGCUGGGAACUGACCAAGAACGAAAAGAACGCCAGCAAGGUGGAAGAGGACCUUAUGGCCGUGUUCCCAAGAGACUCGUGGGCCAAGUUGCACCUUCAGUUCAUCUACUUCGGCCGUGAACACUGCCAGGCUCGCGUGCACGACGCUUCGGCUUGCCCCAUCUGCUCUUGGGUGAAGAAGACUGGACCCGGCUCCCCAAAAGCGUUGGCAGAGCUGACCUGCCUGAACGACUACCUGGCAUCCCCUACCCCCACCAAGAAGUCCAGCAAGAAUGCCAUCGUCUACAGCGAGAGGAUGCUAGAGAUGGAACAGUUCAGAAUGAAACUGGAAGACAGCUGAGAUGGCACCGACUGCGGCCAGGCAGCAAAGUCGAGAAUCUUGCCUUCAGGCGACUCUCAGGCUUGUGCGGGGACCCAAGAACGCUGGAGCGCUGGAGCGAGGGUGCAUCAUGGAAGCUACCACGCGCUCUCACACGUUAAACUGGUUGACUGGGAAAAUAUGCGCUUCUUGUUCAGCAGUUCAGAUCAGCCGUUGUGCUUGAGCGUUUCUUUUCAUUCGCCAGGAUGUCGACGAAGCGAGUGGGAGUCUGAUGUACGCGGGGGCUUGAGCACAGAUCGGUGGAUACGUUUGUCGUACUGAACGCGCCAAAGAGCAUCGCGCGAGUGACCCGUUUUGUACCAGGCAACAUUUUCAAAUGACGCUCUUAAUUCCUGGCGGGCGGCAACAACUUGGCUGAAGUUCUACCGCCAUCAGGUCAGAAAUCGCGGAGGUGAAGCGUUCCUUGCUUGCUCGACGCUUUCCCUGCUGGAUCUGCGAUCCGUACCACCUUCUUUUCAUCAGCGUUCUACCCACACGCGUACACUUAAACGUUUUGUGCGCUGACAUCAAGCGCUCACGGGCAGCGAUGAAAUCCAGUUUUCGUUUAAGACGCCAACUACAGGUGGAAAAUAAGGGCGAAUUAAUUGUAGAAAACGACGGGGAAAGUCACCAGCAACCUUGAUGGACAGGCACCCAGUGUCG